Exophiala oligosperma is the source of this 1068-nucleotide messenger RNA. RefSeq lists its product as uncharacterized. NCBI's taxonomy places the organism in Eukaryota, Fungi, Ascomycota, Eurotiomycetes, Chaetothyriales, Herpotrichiellaceae. The record is from RefSeq and is a predicted model, not a curated record. The transcript has 2 exons. Bases 144 to 764 code for a protein of 206 amino acids.
GUAUUAUUGACCUGGGCUUACAACACGUAUUCUAUUCCGUACACUCUUUCUCACACACACACAUCACGACCUCACACUCUUUUUUUUCCCCUUCAUCUUCGCAGACUUCUCAAAUUCCAUCACCAUUUGAUUCUCCCAGCACCAUGGUCUACUCAACUACCGUCCAGAGCAAGUUUGCUCACAAGGUCGGCGAGCCUGUACCUGAGUUCAACUCCGACCACCCCGCCCAUCCAGCCCUCAUUCAUUUCCCCAUCGCCUUCAACACGCUCGCCUGGGGUCUCGACAUCCUCUACGCCUUAACGGCCGUUUACGUUAAGCCCGAGUUCCUCACCAGCCGCUUCGGCUCGGCCGCGACCCUGCUCGACAUGACGCGUCUGUCGUACUUCCUCCUGUGCGCCGGCCUCAUCACCACCGUGCCAGCCAUCAUGUCCGGGAACAAGCAGCUGAUCGGCAUGAUCAGCAAGAACGGUGGCCCGUGGGAGAAGGACGUUCAAGGCAAACAAAAGAGCACCAUGGUGCCACGCAUCAAGGCUGGGAUCACACACGCAAUCCUCAACGACAUCGUCUUCGUUGCGAACCUGUACAGCUGGUACCUCCGGAAGGAUAAGGACGCCGCGCCAAACCCGGGCAAGAUCCCCAACCAGACAAACAUGCUCAUUAGCGCCGUCUUGUUGCCACUGUUGAUGAUCGGGGCCAAGAUCGGUGGCACCUUGGUGUACAACCAUGGCGUCGGGUUGCAUCUGGGCAGAAAGAAGUUCGAGUAAGGGAUUUAAUUCGAGAAGUUGGGUUUUUGAGACGGUGGAGGCUUGUUUGGGUGGGUAGGUGGGUGAAGGGUGAAAGAAAGAAGAGGUUUCAAUGGAGUACGGGUGGAAAAGGGGUCGCAGAGAGAGUGCUUCGAGAAGACGGUGAAGGAUAGCAAUGAUAGUGUUCGAGACAGCUUGGGCAAUACCUAUUCAUGGUGCCAGGUGAAAGAGAACUUCAUUGUGUGUGUGCAAAAUGCCACUUCGAUCAUGUAUUUGGUUAAGGAUAUUUUCUGCAAAGUAUGCAAUUCUAAUCAGAUUCAAAAAG